AGAUGAAUGAUACUCCGCUUCGAGAGAAAAGCCUUUGUUUUUUCGAGCUUUCUUUGGACAAAUAUAACGUCGGUGUUUCCCCAAGUUGCGUAUGCGCGAACCGACCGUGAGACUCUUUCACUCACUCUGUGCGUGUGUGUGUGUCGCUCUCCCUGGAAAACUGCGUGCGUGAGCUGAAGAGAAGCGUGAGACAAAACCCAUCUGCAGAGACGUCCAUGGAAGGGCCGGGAUCAGCAAACCAGCCACUGCUUUCGAGAGCAUCAAGACUCGAUGAAGAUGGAGAGUCGGGGACGUGCCAAGAUGGCGGAUCAGUCAUUGCAAGUGUUCCUCCUCCUUCUGCUUCUUCUUCGGGGAAUUCGGUGGUUCUUUUCAGCUCCUUGGUUGCUGUCUGUGGCUCCUAUGCCUUUGGAAAUGCGGUCGGAUAUUCAUCGCCUGCCGAGAGGGGAAUCAUGGAUGAUCUAGGCCUUUCAUUAGCAGAAUAUUCUGUUUUUGGGUCAACAUUGACAAUUGGAGCAAUGAUAGGAGCAAUACCAAGUGGGAGGGUUGCAGAUCUACUGGGUCGAAGGGGUGCUAUGUGGGCAUCAGAACUGUUCUGCAUCACGGGGUGGCUUGCAAUAUUGUUUGCAAAGGGUGUCUGGUGGCUUGACAUGGGAAGACUACUGAUGGGCUGUGGAAUCGGGCUUCUCUCUUAUGUGGUACCUGUAUAUGUUGCAGAAAUAACACCCAAGAAUGCUAGGGGAGGAUACACAUCUCUUAAUCAGUUGAUGAUAGGUCUUGGGAAAGCAUUCAUGUUUCUCAUUGGUUCUCUCGUCAACUGGCGCAUUCUAGCUUUGAUAGGAACUCUUCCAUGUCUGCUACAGCUUCUUGGUUUAUUUUUCAUUCCCGAAUCUCCAAGGUGGCUGGCAAAAGUUGGUAGAGAAAGAGAGUUUGAAGCAGCUCUCCAGCGUCUGAGAGGAAAGAAUGCAAAUAUUUCUCAAGAGGCAUCGGAUAUCCAAGACUAUACGGAACACCUCCGUUGCAUUUCUGAGGGUGGAAUUGCAGAACUUCUCCAGUGGAAAUAUGCUCAUCCAUUAAUUGUUGGUGUUGGGCUGAUGAUAUUUCAGCAAUGUGGAGGCCUGAAUGGCUUUGUGUUCUAUACAAGUGCCAUCUUUGAAGCAGCUGGUUUUUCAACAACAAUAGGAACCAUAGUAGCAGCUGUCGUGCAGAUUCUAAGUACAACUUUGGGAGUACUACUGAUAGACAAGUCUGGAAGGUGCCCACUUCUACUGGUAUCUGCAGCUGGAGCGUGCUUGGGAUGUGUCUUCACAGGAUUGUCAUUCUUCUUGCAGGACCUUCGCGUUGGAGCAGAGCUUGUUUCCAGUUUGGUGCUUGUUGGAGUUUUGGUAUUUCUAGGUUCUUUUGAACUCGGGAUGGGAGGAAUUCCUUGGAUUAUAAUGUCGGAGCUAUUCCCGAUAAAUGUAAAGGGCUCAGCUGGUAGCUUAGUUAAUUUGGUCAGCUGGGUAGGAUCUUGGUUUAUCUCAUAUACUUUCAGCUACUUGUUUGAAUGGAGCUCAGCAGGAACAUUCUUUAUAUACGCAAGCAUUUGCGCGGUCGGUGUUAUAUUUAUCGCGAAACUUGUUCCCGAGACUAAGGGGCUGACGCUGGAAGAAAUACAUGCCUCCAUCACCAAUAAGAAUGACAGUUUUGAUGAGAAGAUCCCUGAGUCGGAGGCAUAAAUCAAAGGAUAAACUUUUCGACAGGAAGGUAGAUAAAACACGAGAGAGAGACCGGUUGAAUCAAGGAGUGUAAAUAAGAAAAAGGAGAGCUAUAAUCUGUAAAGUCUAUCCAGACUAUUUUCAUCCCUUUGCUCUAAGCAUUGUCUGGUAUAGCAUUAAUCUAAAUCAUAGACCAAUCAAAACAGCAGUGCGAUUUUAGUUUCUGGAAAAUCCUGGACGACUUAUGUACUGGCCUAUCUGACAGUAACUGGGAAGGAAGGGCAAAAAAUGAACCAAUUCGUGAUCAACACAUGAUAUACAUAACUAUUAUAGACUUCUUCGUGAGUCCAAAGCAGUUCAUCUGGACAAUGACAAUGUCAAUGACAACGAAUGCAGAUAGCACUACAAUGGUAGCAGAGAAAGGCCUAAAUAAAUCAUUCUUCAAGACUCCACACAAGAUGACCAAAUGACCAAUCUCAGCAUGAGAAAUCCCAUUACCUCCUGAUCUCCUUGUAGCUGCAGAAGUGUUGCUGACCCUUAAGACUACCAUAGAAAAAGAAGAGAAGAACCUACAGUCUGAAUUCUGAGCCAUCAAGACUCAAUGAAGAAUCCUAGAAAUUGCAAAAAAUCAGUGUAACACAGUUAGAAACCUUCAAUGACAAGGUGAGUGAAAUUCUUUCCGAGGAAACACUUCUUGUCAUAAUCUAUAGGAGCACGCACCUAGAAGAUUCAUCAUCAGGAUAGUCAUAAAGGCUCAAAGAAAGGGCCUGUCUUUACCAAGUUGCCUUACCGAAUAUCAACCGACCUUUUGGAUCAA
Messenger RNA from Syzygium oleosum, 2511 nucleotides. RefSeq names its product sugar transporter ERD6-like 5. Gene Ontology annotation, biological process: carbohydrate transport; transmembrane transport. The record is from RefSeq and is a predicted model, not a curated record. Gene Ontology annotation, cellular component: membrane. Gene Ontology annotation, molecular function: sugar transmembrane transporter activity. NCBI's taxonomy places the organism in Eukaryota, Viridiplantae, Streptophyta, Magnoliopsida, Myrtales, Myrtaceae. The transcript is spliced from 18 exons. The coding region runs from base 216 to 1715 and encodes 499 amino acids.